AUGAAUUAAGACACGACCAAUGUGAUUUUAGUUGUGAUCACUAAUAAAGCAAAUAAAACUCUCGGACAUGACAAGUAUUUCAAAGUAUUCAGUCAAUUCGGUACUAUUCAAAGAGUAAAAAUGCAAUAACUUAUAUAGAUGCUCAUUUUUGAAAGAUCAUUAACAUGGAAGACAUUUAUUGAAUUUGAUAAUCCAGAAUCUGCUAUUAAAGCAAGAUAAAUUAUGAAUGACAAACCCUUUUGUGAUGAUACAUAAUUAACAAUGAAUGUAUAUGCAAGUAAGCUUACAUACAUCACAUUUUAAGAGAAUAAUACUGGGGGAGUUGGUAUGUUCUUAUAUUUUACAUAGAUUACACUUUAUUACGUAAGUAAUAAUAGCCGAUUGCAAAACCACCAUAAUAGCCAAUCCCAAUAUAAUUUCUAUAAUCAUAAAUGCAAUUUCAGCAUCAGAUGUCAUAAUAGAUACAAUAAAUAAACUCUUUGAUGGGAUAAUUAUAAUAAGUAAGUGCUGAAGGAUUUUCUACAACAAUGAAUACUUCAACUGAUUUAUAGUCACAAAUAGAAAAACAAUAGUAAUUACUUAAUUAAAUAUAUGAAUAUUAAGCUAAUUUCUAACAUCUUACUGAUUAGUAUCAAACUUUUUUGUAGGGUGUUAAUAAAUAAGAAGAAACAUAAUCAAUCAGUGUCUAAUCCAAGUAAUCAAAUCGGAAGAAAUUGACUUUGCCUGCAGAUUAAAAAAAGAAAAACGAUUAAAUAGAAUUUAUAUAAAGUUAUAGAGAAAACAAUACAGAAAGCUUAUUUAAUAGUUAAGAAUAGAAAAUUGAUGAAGAUGACUUAAAUUUUUAAGGAUUGGGUUUAAGAGAAUCAGAUAAUGAAAUUGUUGGAUCUGAAAAUUGUGAUGAUGAUGAUGAUGGAGAUGAAGAAUAAAAUGAAUUUCUAAAAUAUUUUGAUCAUAACUCUGACAGCAAAUAAAUUCAUAAUUUUUAAAAUACCUAGUAAUAAUAAUAAUAAUAAUAAUAAUAAUAAUAAUAAUAAUAAUAAUAAUAAUAAUAAUAAUAAUAAUAAUAAUAAUAGUAAUAAUAGUAAUAAUAGUAAUAAUAGUAAUAAUAGUAAUAAUAGUAAUAAUAGUAAUUCUUAUCCUAAUAAUAAUAAUCAAAUCAAUCUUAAACUUCAUCUUAACCAACCUCAGCAUCUAAUUUAGACUAAUUUAAAAAUAAAAUUAUUAGGAUGCCUGUAUCUAAGAGUUAGACUUUAUAAUAAGUAGAAAAACAAUAAUUAGAUAAAAUGCAAUAAAGUGCUGAUAAAAUAGAAGAGUAUAUAAAUCCAAAAUUUUUACAAUGUAUUAAAAAUAUUAAUAUAAUAGCUGUGAGAAAAUCUA
Messenger RNA from Paramecium sonneborni, 1377 nucleotides. Lineage: Eukaryota; Ciliophora; Oligohymenophorea; Peniculida; Parameciidae. The record is from the annotation of a GenBank genome assembly.